UCUCGCCCGACAAAAGUGACAUUUGAUCCUUUGACAUUCCUACAUUUGUUGGUGAGUGGCACAAGCAACUGUGAUUGAGAAUACUCGCCACAUAUUGUCAACUUCUAACUGCUUUAAUUAGAUUUUAAGACAUUUAUUAUACCCAAGUUGUUGUCAUCUAAUUAUUUUCCAGUUCCCAAUGGCUGCCUCCAAAGUUACCUUCAAGAUCACUCUAACCUCGGACCCCAAAUUACCCUUUAAAGUAUAGAAGGCGAAAAUGACAGUAGCUACCAAAAUCAUGCCAUGAAUGACGCGUCCACGGCAAACAUAAAACAAAUCAUAACAGCAUUCCAUAACAUCAUUUCGAUCUAUGAAAAUGACCAGUGGGUGAAAACUGUCACUUCUGAGGAUAUUAAAGUAGCCUUUAAAUUGGGCGCUUUUGUUGAAAAAGCGAUGUGUAAAUUUAGGGAGCAAAAUAGCGCAUCUCACUUUCUCAAAGGGGUUAAAACAUGGGAAAACUAUAAUACAAAAGUGGAUUAUGAAGAAGAAUUUUAUGCCAAAGUUUGUGAUCAUCUACUCCUGAAAUUUUUUAAACACAAAUUUGUGAAUGAGAACGUUAUAGAUGUUGCUGUGAGAAUGUACACAUCAUUGUUUCCAAAAGAGCGACUAGAAGUUGUAUUAAAAGAUCUUAUAAUGACUUCAGCUUGUUUUGAAGCAAUUUUUGACUUUACAGUUGCAAAUAAACCUAUUGUUAAUAUUGGCAGUGUUAAAUAUGAACUUGUUUUACAACAGUGGUCUAAAGACUUUGAAUGUGACAAUAAGAAAAUCGUGUCACUUGUUGCUGAUUGGUUAACUAGUUAUAAGGUUCAAACUUGUCUGCCCACUUUUAUGGGGAUUUUAGCUCUAAAUGUGAAAAACUCUGUAACUAAAGUAAUUUUAGAUGGUAUUCUGGAGAAAAUGUGGGAUAGAAGUAUUUUAAGCAAAAACUUUUGGCUUGCUAUGUUUAGAAAUGUUGAAAGUUGUUGUCUAUUACAAGUGUGUUGUAAUUAUAAAGAAUUUUUUGAGCCGUUGUGUAAUUUUUUAAUUUAUGUGGGUGGAAUGAUGGAACAAAAUAAUAAAAAUCAGUGGAUCAGUAAUUCAAGUACUAGUAUAUGUCCAGAAAUAAGUUACAACGAACUAGAAACAAUUUUCAAAUGUUUGUGUCAAUCUGAAAAUCUCGGUAUGAAGGAAUAUGUAAUAAGUAGACUGAGUGAAGCUCAAGAAUGUACAGAUUUAUCAAUUUGGGAACUCAUCAUGCAUGCGUGUUUAUAAUUUUGUAUUGUUUUAUAAUAAAAAUGAUAAUCAAUUUUG
Molecule: messenger RNA, 1329 nt
Organism: Zophobas morio
Lineage: Eukaryota; Metazoa; Arthropoda; Insecta; Coleoptera; Tenebrionidae
Gene: Ufm1
Product: ubiquitin-fold modifier 1
Exons: 3
Coding region: 283-1290 (335 amino acids)
Biological process (GO): interstrand cross-link repair; protein K69-linked ufmylation
Cellular component (GO): cytoplasm; nucleus; Fanconi anaemia nuclear complex
Source: RefSeq, a predicted model, not a curated record